AUGGCGGAUACGCAGAACAGCAUAACAAUCGACAGAAAUAUUAACCAGUCUGACCCAGGACGUGGCCAAAGUGUUACUACAACAGUUACAGGUCUGGCAGCUGACACAAAGCAUUUCUUCACUGUAUAUGCUGUUAAUGAAUUUGGGAACUCAUCUUUGAUCCAGGAAGUUAACUGUACAACAAAAGCACGUCCAUCUCUAGCCGAAAGUACAAAUGUAGCAGCAGUUGUGUUGCCAGUCACUGGUGUUCUAAUACUGCUGUUGACAGCUGGUGUCGUGAUUUUUGUCAGACGAAACCGACAACUGUGCUGUAGAAAUUGUCAACUUCCAAAGCAGACGGAAUUGCAGAAUGUUCAACUUUCAGAAAGAGAUCUCCAUAUCAACAACUUGAUCCAAAUGACAUUGCUAAGCCGUCCGUAUAUUCUGAACUUGGAGGGAUUCAGCACAUUUACCAAAACGAUACAGUCGGUGAUGGAGAGGGCGGACAGUACCAGUCUUUGGAGGGACGCUCCGAUCCGAACGUCUAUGAUGAACUUCACAGUUCAGCAUCCGGAGAUAAAGGAACAUAUGUCAAUACCGUCAUCGGCAGAAACAGGAAAUACUGAUACGGACGAGAAAACGUUUACAGAAGAUAUACAACAUGUCGUAUGGCAUACUGAAUUGUAUGUAAAUUAAACAGAAAUAGUUGUAAUCUGCUGAGAACCGCGUCUGAAAUGUUCUGGAUUUGAAUAGAAUAAAUAUUGCCAGCUUCUAAUCAGGCAAAACAAGUACGUCCACAGAAGAAGAUCAUAACCAUUAUAAAAGAACAGGAUACGAAUGUUGUUUUGUUACAAAACGUUAUACCUUUGUAGCCGCUGACUUGUCAACUGUAUAUCAUUGAACAAAACAGCGCUGUGGGAAGGUGGUACUUACCCAGUCAUCCCGUCAAUGUAUCCAGUGUCUUUCCAUUAACAGGAAACUAUAUCGGGAAUACCUCGAUAACUAUUUGAUGUUUUACAUUCGACAAGUUGUUACAUUUUGCAGCCAGUUAAAGAUUCACUACUGUUAAAUAACAAUUCAACUUGGUUUUACUGAUUUUUCGUAUCAUGCCAAAGUUCCCUUCUUUUCUGAACUUGUGCCUUUUCCAAGACUGUAUAACUAAAGUAUGAAAUGCUGCCAUUCUUAAAGAAACGGAUUGAUCAAGUCCAAUAGUGACAUUGUAAACAUUUUAAGAAUGUUGACCGGCAUUCAAAAACAACGGUAGAGAAUUCGUAGUAGAAAAGCCAUCACAUUGAGAAACACAUUUCAAGACAUACAUACAGCUUUUAAGCACCGAUAUGACAUAGAGAAAUGGGAGAAGUGAUUUCCUUAUGCAUUUCAUUGUUUGCUUAUCAAAAAUAAAAUAUAGUUAUUAUUGUAGUACUUUUUCAUUUAAGUCACCAUCGGAGAUUUUUACAUUCGUAUUUGUUAUGCUUCAUUUUAAGUUUUAUUACUGCUUUGUUUAAUUGACGUUGAAUAC
This is a messenger RNA of Pecten maximus, 1498 nucleotides long. RefSeq lists its product as uncharacterized. NCBI's taxonomy places the organism in Eukaryota, Metazoa, Mollusca, Bivalvia, Pectinida, Pectinidae. Gene Ontology annotation, molecular function: protein binding. The record is from RefSeq and is a predicted model, not a curated record. Bases 1 to 675 code for a protein of 224 amino acids. The transcript has 9 exons.